This is a messenger RNA of Abrus precatorius (Indian licorice), 987 nucleotides long. RefSeq lists its product as uncharacterized. Bases 1 to 987 code for a protein of 328 amino acids. The transcript has 6 exons. Lineage: Eukaryota; Viridiplantae; Streptophyta; Magnoliopsida; Fabales; Fabaceae. The record is from RefSeq and is a predicted model, not a curated record.
AUGGGAACCAAAUCAGUAGGAAAUAAAGAGCUUUCUGUGGAAAGGAAAAUGGUAGAAAGAGCUUGGAUUGAACCAAAGCAUGAAGCAACUGAGCUGAAAGUUCCGGUAAUAUACUACCUUUCCCGUAAUGGCCAGCUUGAGCAUCCACAUCUCAUGGAGGUUCCAAUCUCUUCAUCACAUGGAAAGCUAUGUCUGAAAGAUGUGAUAAAUAGAUUGAGUUUCCUCCGUGGACAAGGAAUGGCCAACAUGUAUGCUUGGUCAACAAAAAGGAGUUACAAGAACGGGUUUGUGUGGCAAGAUUUGUCUGAGAAUGAUUUCAUUUACCCAAGUAGUGGUCAUGAGUAUGUCCUCAAAGGAACACAACUCAUAGAAACCUCUUUGAGCUUUCAAUCCUAUGUAGCAACAUCAACACCAAGCUCCAAAAGUUCCACUGAAACGAACAGUUCUAGCACAGAUGCAGACUCCCCAACCACCAUGAAGCUGUGGAACCAGUCAUUUAGCUCGUGUGAUUACAAGCUUUACAAGGCAAAGACAUGCAGGGAGAUUGGGGGGAAAGCUACUAAUGCUUCAACUCAGACUGAGGAUAAGAGUAGGGAAAGGAUAAAAAUGGAUCAAGUUGAAGAGUGUGAGGGGAAUGAUGCAAGGGAGUUCAGUGAGAACGGAGGGUCUUUGCUAUUUGCUAUUUCUAGUGUUGGAGCUUCGGAAGGGUCUUUGGAGGGUUGUGCAUCAGCAGAUAUCAGAAGCCAGAGGGUAGAGAAUGAACGUCCAAGUGGGAGGAUGAAGGCUUCAGAAGUUUUGAUGCAGUUCAUCAGGUUUGAGGUGCAUGAUCUUUGUCUGGAGCAAGUGCUUUUCAAUUUGCACAAUGCUGUAUCAACUCAACUUGAUAAAUAUGAACAAAGUUGUCCCAAGAGUGUAUUCCAAGUAAGGGAAGACUUGGGUUCUGCAACUAAAACAUCAUUUGGGAAUGGAUUUGCACCCACCAGUUAG